Cyprinodon tularosa is the source of this 835-nucleotide messenger RNA. RefSeq lists its product as uncharacterized. Gene Ontology annotation, biological process: SNARE complex assembly; vesicle fusion; vesicle-mediated transport. The transcript has 3 exons. Gene Ontology annotation, molecular function: syntaxin binding; SNAP receptor activity. NCBI's taxonomy places the organism in Eukaryota, Metazoa, Chordata, Actinopteri, Cyprinodontiformes, Cyprinodontidae. The record is from RefSeq and is a predicted model, not a curated record. Gene Ontology annotation, cellular component: SNARE complex; plasma membrane. Bases 183 to 494 code for a protein of 103 amino acids.
CUUUAGCAAGCAUUUGCUGAGCUCCAGCUGUGUGAGUCAUAUGAGUUAGAAGAAGCACCCUGAAGAUACUUUGGCUUUAUUCAGCAGACAAGGCUGGGCUUUAGUUGAAGAUUCUUGUUUGAUUUCAACUUGUUUGAUUGAAGCUGAGUUUGGUUAGUUGGGGCUAAAAAGACAGAGCUACUAUGGCUGAAGUAAACCCACAGCCGCCCGCCCAGGGCUCCUCCAAUACGUUCGACCAGGUCCAGAGUCAGGUCAACGAAGUUAAAGUUAUACUGAAAGACAACAUCAACAAAGUGCUGGAGAGGGGCGACAGAUUAGAUGAUCUCAUCGGCAAGACGGAUGACCUCCAAGCAUCUGCCGACUCCUUCCAGAAAACAUCCACACGGGUCGCCCGGAAAUACUGGUGGAAGAACAUUAAACUGAUGAUCAUCAUCGGCGUAAUUGUGCUGAUUAUCCUGAUACUCAUAAUCCUGGCUGCCACCAAAGUCAUUUAACCCCUCCCCCUCCAAACCGCCACCAGACAAUCAUUUGCACACAUGAAUUUAAACAGCACGUGGUAAUUCAUGAAGAUCCCCGACGAUGCGAGAAUGGGAACCAUAACGUGCUGACAUAAAACCAAAACACUCCACAUUCAAUGCAGAUAUAUUAAAAAAAAUCACUUAAUCCAUGCUCAAAGAACGCAGACAAGUUCUUUUUGUUGCUUUUUUUAUUUUUAUUUUGAUCAUUUCAAUGUCCAAUAGAUAACAUGUACAUAAUGUAUGUUUAUUCAUGUCAAACUGUAAGAAUAUUUGUAUUAUAUGACUGAUGAUGAACACCAUAAAGCAGGUAAACUGUG